AUGAAGGUUUCUACCGUUGCUGUGCAGGCCGCUCUGGCCUCCGUGGCCGCUUCGGCCGCUGUCGAGCUGAACAAGCGCGUCACUCCCCUGGACGUCAAGCUCGAGACGCUUAACAACAGUGAAAUCAAGGCCGUCGUCACCAACAACGGCAACACGGACUUGAACCUUUUCAUCCGCAACUCCUUCCUCGACAGUGCCUCGAUCGAGAAGGCCGAGGUCUACAGCGCCGAUUCCCGCGUUGCCUUCGACGGCAUCCGCCAGCGCAUCGGCACCAACAACCUCACCAGCGACUCUUUCCAGAACAUCCCCGCCGGCGCCAGCAUCGAGGCCACCUGGGACACGGCCGAGAUGCACGACCUGUCCGCCGGCGGCGACUUCGACAUCCUGACCCAGGGCGCCAUCCCGUACGCCAACCCCAACUCGACCACCAUCGUCGGCGCCGUGCCCUACCUCAGCAACCGCGUGCGCGCCAACGUGCUCAGCUCGCACGCCAUCAAGGUCCGCCGCAACUUCCUGGGCAAGAUCGAGAAGCUCAAGAAGCGCUCCACCCUGACCGACUGCUCGGGCGACAAGAAGACGAGCACCGAGACGGCCAUGACCAACUGCCAGAAGCUCGCCUCGGCCGCCGCCGAGGCCGCCACGUCCGACAACGCCGCCUUCACCGACAUCUUCAAGCAGGCCGACGCCGCCGAGGUCAAGAAGGUGCUCACCGCCGUCGCCGAGGAAUGCGGCAGCACCACCUCGGGCAGCGCCACCUACUACUGCGACCAGAACUCGGUGCCCGACGAGUACGCCGUGGGCGGCUGCCAGUCGCAGGUGCUGGCCUACACGAUGCCGUCCGUCUCGCUCGUCGUCAACUGCGACCUGUACUACAGCGCCCUGCCCGACCUCACCACCACCUGCUACGACCAGGACCAGGCCACCACCACCCUGCACGAGUUCACCCACCUGUCCGAGAUCAAGGGCACCGACGACCUCGGCUACGGCUACAGCGCCGCCACCCAGCUCACCGGCGCCCAGGCCCUCAACAACGCCGACAGCUACGCCCUCUUCGCCAACGCCGUCGCAAACAGCUGCAGCGGCUCGAGCUCGUCCUCGUCCUCGUCGUCCUCGUCGGACAGCAGCACCGGCACCGGCACCUCCACCGGCUCCGGCACCGCCACCACCCCUGAGACGUCUGGCUCCGGCUCCGGCUCCUCUUCCGGCACCGGCACCGGCACCGGCACCGAGACGGGCUCUGGCAUCGGCGGCCUCUUCACCCCCACCGUCGGCGGCGGUUCGUCGUCCGGCUCCGGCACCGAGACGGGCUCCGGCAUCGGUGGCAUCUUCACGCCGAUCGCUGGCGGCUCCUCGACCGGCACGGAGACCGGCUCCGGGUUCGGCGGCAUCUUCACCCCGAUCGCUGGCGGUUCGUCGCCUUUCGGUGGCGAGUCGUCCGGGACGGAGACUGGCUCGGGCAUCGGCGCCAUCUUCACCCCGCCUGUCAUGGGCGGCGCGGGCUCGGGCUCGGGCUCGAGCUCGAGCAGCGAGGAAGACUCGUCGUCGUCGAGCGGUUUCGGUAGCUUUUUCUCGUGGCCGCCGAGCUGGUUGUCGGGGAGCAGCCGUCGUGCCGUUAGGGGCGCGUAA
Diplodia corticola is the source of this 1626-nucleotide messenger RNA. RefSeq names its product neutral protease 2. Lineage: Eukaryota; Fungi; Ascomycota; Dothideomycetes; Botryosphaeriales; Botryosphaeriaceae. The record is from RefSeq and is a predicted model, not a curated record. Bases 1 to 1626 code for a protein of 541 amino acids. The transcript has a single exon. Gene Ontology annotation, biological process: proteolysis. Gene Ontology annotation, molecular function: metalloendopeptidase activity.